This is a messenger RNA of Condylura cristata (star-nosed mole), 826 nucleotides long. RefSeq names its product artemin (gene ARTN). The transcript has 4 exons. Bases 1 to 534 code for a protein of 177 amino acids. Lineage: Eukaryota; Metazoa; Chordata; Mammalia; Eulipotyphla; Talpidae. Gene Ontology annotation, molecular function: receptor tyrosine kinase binding; growth factor activity; glial cell-derived neurotrophic factor receptor binding. The record is from RefSeq and is a predicted model, not a curated record.
AUGGAGCCUGGACCUGGAGGCCUUUCUGUGCUGCCCCACUGGCCCCCGCCUAGGCGGCUGUCCGCCCUGUGGCCCACCCUAGUGGCUCUGGCCCUGCUGAGCAGCGUCGUUGAGGCCUCCCUGGGCCCAGCGCCCCGCAGCUCGGCCACCUGCGAAGGCCCCGCGCCCACGCGGGCGCCCCCCGCCGGCCACCUGCCGGGGGGCCGCGCCGCCCGUCCGACCGCGGGGACGCGGAGCUGCAGCCUGCACUCACAGCUGGUGCCGGUGAGCGCGCUCGGCCUGGGCCACCGCUCCGAGGAGCUGGUGCGCUUCCGCUUCUGCAGCGGCUCCUGCCGCCGGGCGCGCACCGCGCACGACCUCAGCCUGGCCCGCCUGCUGGACGCCGGGGUCCUGCCGCUGACCCCCGGCGCCCGGCCGGUCAGCCAGCCCUGCUGCCGCCCCACGCGCUAUGAGGCCGUCUCCUUCAUGGACGUCAACAGCACCUGGAGGACUGUGGACCGCCUCUCCGCCACUGCCUGCGGUUGCCUGGGUUGAGAGUGCUCUCCAAGGCCUUGCAGGCUGGACCCUUACCCGCGGUGCUCCCCGACAGGAAGGGCCUGGGGCCUCAGCCAGAGCCAGGCCUCAGCCGGUGAGUGAUGGACACCAGCCCUGGAGAGAAGGAGGGAAGGACUAGCCAGCGGCCACGCGGCCCGCACCCUGGAGCCAUAGCCCUGCAGACUCGAGCCCUCAGCUGUGGAGACCAUAGGACCCACUUCUCACAGGUUCUGGCACUGGCCAAGUCACGGACCCUGGCCUCCUAGACAACCCAGCAGUGUCUGAAGUCUCA